This is a messenger RNA of Elgaria multicarinata webbii, 868 nucleotides long. RefSeq names its product EMG1 N1-specific pseudouridine methyltransferase (gene EMG1). Gene Ontology annotation, molecular function: rRNA binding; rRNA (pseudouridine) methyltransferase activity. Gene Ontology annotation, cellular component: small-subunit processome; nucleolus. The transcript has 6 exons. NCBI's taxonomy places the organism in Eukaryota, Metazoa, Chordata, Lepidosauria, Squamata, Anguidae. Gene Ontology annotation, biological process: rRNA base methylation. Bases 16 to 708 code for a protein of 230 amino acids. The record is from RefSeq and is a predicted model, not a curated record.
UCGCCUGGCUCCAAGAUGGCGGCGGCCGUGGGCUCCGCGCGGAAGCGCCCCGCAGGCGACGCCGGGGGCCCGGAGCCUGGCCGCGCGGGGAGGCGGCGGCUGCUGGUGGUGCUGGAGGGGGCGUCGCUGGAGACGGUGAAGGUUGGGAAAACAUAUGAACUUUUGAACUGUGACAAGCAUAAAUCAUUGCUUCUGCGGAGUGGCCGGGACCCUGGAAAGGUUCGACCUGACAUCACCCACCAGAGCCUCCUGAUGCUCAUGGACAGUCCUUUGAACCGAGCUGGUCUUCUCCAGGUAUAUAUCCAUACAGAAAAGAAUGUCCUAAUUGAAGUCAACCCCCAGACAAGAAUUCCUCGGACUUUUGAUCGUUUUUGUGGCCUCAUGGUUCAGUUGCUGCAUAAAUUCAGUGUCAGAGCUGCUGAUGGGCCACAGAAAUUAUUAAAGGUUAUUAAGAAUCCAGUGACUGAUCACCUCCCCGUAGGCUGCACAAAAAUCGACACAUCCUUUUCAGCCCCUACUGUGACAGACGUGCGUGACCUAGUCCCUACUGCAGACCCUAUAGCUAUCAUUGUGGGAGCUUUUGCUCAUGGUUCGGUUAAUGUUGACUACUCAGAGAAGAGUAUUUCUAUCAGCAACUAUCCACUCUCUGCUGCUUUGACUUGUGCCAAGAUCACUACAGCUUUUGAAGAAGCGUGGGGAGUGGUGUAAGCUUAUUAAUGCUAAUUUUGACAUCACCUGCUAGCGCAACAUUCUGGAGUGAUUAUGUAUAUUGCAGGGUUCUACCUAUUGCGUUCUUUCUUCAAUGGAAGUAAUAGAUGCUUAAAUUCCUUUGUUCUCUUUUGUAACAAAUAAAAACUGUCUUAAUGAA